ACGUCAGAUCAGCUGAUCGUCGCUGCACCGAGGAGAAAAGAUGUCGCUGACAAACCGACGAAGGAUGGAGGCUGUGUUCUCCGCGGCGUUUCUCCUCUGUUCCCUUGUCCCAACCGGUGUCCAUGGAGACAGCCUCACGAUACUGCAGGCUCCAGAGUUUGUUUCCUUCCAGAAGGGAGACUGGCCCGUCUCUGGAGAGAAGAUCCCUGACCUGGUGGCUUUAACCAUGGGCUUCUCUGUUCAAGAGGAUCUGUCCUGGCCAGGCCUUAAGGCUGGUCCGCUGUUCCAGCGUCCCAGAGCCAAUGUUCUGGUGGUGGUUAGAGGAGUAGACAGUCUGGACCUGCCUCAGAGUGUGGCCUCCUACCCUCUGGAGAAUCCCGUUCCCUUCACAUUGGAUAGUGUUGCUGAGACUGUACACUCUCUGUUUGCCGAGGACACCCCUGUAGUGCUGCAGCUGGCUCCCAGUGAGGAGAGGCUGUAUAUGCUGGGAAAGGCUAAUGCUGUGUUUGAGGACCUUCCAGUCACACUACAGCAGAUCCGUGCUCGUCUGUCCCAGGAUGGCUCCGUGCUCGCUUCCCUUCCUCUUAACUCCCUCAGCAGGAAUGUAGAGGCUGAUCUUCUCUUCCUGUCUGAGGUCCAAGUUCUGCAUGAUAUCACAGCUCUGCUGCUGAGGCACAAGCAUUUGGCAAAGGACCACUCCCCUGACCUGUACUCUCUGGAACUGUCUGGACUGGAGGAGCUGAGCAGAGUCUACGGCCAAGACUCUCCCCAGUACCGUGAUGCCACAGCCAUUCUCGCCUCUGUUCUGCAGAAAUUUGCAGAAGAUGUGUACGGCCUCUAUGGCAAUAGCGCCGUGGUGGAGGUCGUUACAGUCAAGAGCUUUGAGGCUCCUUUGACCAGGAAGUCCCGUUCGAUCCUGGAAUCCAAACAGAUUAGUAACCCCGGCAGCCCGUACAACCUCGCCUAUAAAUACAACUUCCACUACGCUGUCAUCUUCAACAUUGUCCUCUGGCUGAUGAUUGCUCUGGCUCUCGCCGUCAUCGCCGUGUCCUACAACAUGUGGAACAUGGACCCAGGAUACGACAGCAUCAUCUACAGGAUGACCAAUCAGAAGAUCAGGAUGGACUGAGUCCUCCCGUCCAAUCGAAACACUCCUGCUGUCCUCUUAGAUCCUUCUCGUGAAUGUUUGUGGUUUGUUUUUGUGCGAGGUCGUGUUUAGUGCAAACAUACUGUGACAGUUUGACGGGAGGAAGGAAAUCAUUCUGAAUCAUUUCUUAGUUUAACGACGCUGGCAUGAUGAAGGACAAAUAAUUUAACAGUUCAGAAAUGGUUUUUCAAAUGAUGCUACAUGAAGCGGAUCAGUGUCGUCCUCCACUGGUGUGCACAGCGAACAAAUUCAGACUUCCUCCCUUCAACCUCACAUCAUUCCUUAUGACUUAACCUCCUCACUAACUAGGUUUCAUUUGUUUACCCCUGUUGACUGCAGUUGUAUUUUUUAUUGUAAAAAAAAAGAAAAGAAAAGAAAAGCUGUUGUAAUGUUUUGAAAGAAUGAUGUUUGUCUGGUGCCCGUGUGAAGUCGUAGUGCUCGUCUUGCUGUUUGAAAGUGUUUUAAGUUAAAUGAAUUCUAUGUGUAUAUAUUGAAUAUACAAAUGCAACUAUAUGAGAAUCUGCUGUACUUCGAUUGGGAGAAGAAAUGUGCUGCGUUUAUUCCAGGUAGUUCCCCCUGCUUCAGUGAAAUGCAUAUCGGAUGACAUGAUAACUUAAAGAUACAAUUGGUUGUUGUGAUUGGUCUUGGAUAAAUGAAGCUCUGUAAAUUGCAAGAAAAAGUCUGACAAUAAAUUAUUACUUGGAUCA
Labrus bergylta (ballan wrasse) is the source of this 1854-nucleotide messenger RNA. RefSeq names its product ATPase H+ transporting accessory protein 2 (gene atp6ap2). Gene Ontology annotation, biological process: positive regulation of Wnt signaling pathway. NCBI's taxonomy places the organism in Eukaryota, Metazoa, Chordata, Actinopteri, Labriformes, Labridae. Gene Ontology annotation, cellular component: external side of plasma membrane; membrane. Gene Ontology annotation, molecular function: signaling receptor activity. The record is from RefSeq and is a predicted model, not a curated record.